CGUCAGGAGGAUUGAACCGAUUCGCUCUGUGCCCAGCCUCGCUCCGCCAGCGCUUCCAGCCACCAUGUCCGGCCGCGGCAAACAGGGAGGCAAGGUCCGAGCCAAGGCCAAGUCGCGCUCGUCCCGGGCCGGGCUGCAGUUCCCCGUGGGCCGCGUGCACCGGCUGCUGCGCAAGGGUAACUACGCGGAGCGGGUGGGCGCUGGAGCUCCCGUCUACAUGGCGGCCGUGUUGGAGUACCUGACGGCCGAGAUCCUGGAGCUGGCGGGCAACGCGGCCCGCGACAACAAGAAGACGCGCAUCAUCCCCCGCCACCUGCAGCUCGCCAUCCGCAACGACGAGGAGCUCAACAAGCUGCUGGGCAAGGUGACGAUCGCGCAGGGCGGCGUGCUGCCCAACAUCCAGGCCGUGCUGCUGCCCAAGAAGACUGAGAGCCAUAAAGCCAAGAGCAAGUAAAUUUGGCGAGCAAAGCCGCUCAGACUUUGCACGACAUAACAUUUUAAACAAAAGGCUCUUUUCAGAGCCACCCACGUACUCAGAAAAGAGUUGUGUUGCUUUCUUUAAGAGGGUGCCCUGGUGCUGAGUCUUUAUAGUACUAAAUUUACCUCAAACGAACUUGUGUUUCGAUUUUUUUAAAACUUUGUUUAUACUGAAGAGGGUUGAUACAUUUGCUGUCUAAACCAUGUUUCUAAAUCAAUGUUAGUAUUUUUGUAAUUGUUUCAUUUGCUCAUUGUUACAUUUAGUAAAGAACUUGGUUAUUCCGCUCGCCUUUCACGGUUCCACAGCUUGCAUAGGGUGUAGAACACAGGACGGUGGCUACAGCACGGGUGGGAGUGGCAAAACCUGUGCAACAUGAAGGUAAAUAGGAGACUGUUGUAAAGCCCAAAUGUAGAUACAUUAACCCUGAAAAAAGGCUUUCUUCAUUCCCUUUGAAGGCCUUUGUUCUUUGCAAGAUGCUAAAUUCCCUAUAUGUUAAAUAUAUGUAUUUUCUAUAUAUAAAUAUAUUACACGUAUGCUUAAUAUAAGUAAAUACAUGUCGUUCCCUAUGUGUUAAAUAUAAGUAAUAUAUUGUCACAUAUAUAUUAAAUUUAUGUAAUAUAAAAUGAGGAAUGCCUUAGCAAAAAUGGCAUUUGAUCUACAUCUCUACUUAAUCAGAUGUGCAAUCUAAAGAAACACUGUAACACUUCCAUUCUGGAGAAUCUUAUAGUGGUAGUAUGCUCCCAUUGUAAGAGGUAUUUUCGAACUUUCUACUCAUAAAUUCACUGUUCAUUGCUGCUACUCUUGUUGCAUCAAUUAACAGUGGGCAAAACUGAGUUUUCUAUAUUGUUGGCACAAAUAUCACCCCUGAGCACAACCUUAAAUAUUUUCAUGUUCAUUUUUAUAAAUUAUGAGGAAAACUGGCUGAUUCCUCUUGCCAGGACAUUCCCAGCAGCCCCCUCUGAUGGUCUGUAUGUAUCACACUGCACUGAGGUGAUUGCUCUCAUCUGUGCUGCACCUCUGCCCUUCCCAUCCCCUGGAGAGGAGGAGGAGUGCCCUGGGCUUGGGGGAAGACAAUUUUCCCACUCUGCCUCCUCAAGCUGCAGCUGAGAGGGUUUUUAGGCAGCAUUGUGCCAUGGCCAAAGCAGGGCAUCAGGGAUCCUUUGUGGAGGGAAACAUAAAGAAGAAUAUAAAAAAAAACAUAAAGAGAGCUGCUGGACCACCAGACUAAGCUGGUAUCCACAGAUGGUAUCUGUGGUGGUAAAAGGUUUUGGUUUUAAGUGGACACAUUUAGGGUUGUAGUAGUUUUAUUAUGCUGUUUUAUUUACUAUUUGCUACAGCUAAAUAUCUCCUGGCCCUUACACGUCUCUUCUUUAAAAACUGCAAUGGUAAUUAAAAUUUCAUUUUAACACA
This is a messenger RNA of Zonotrichia albicollis (white-throated sparrow), 1888 nucleotides long. Its product is annotated as histone H2A.J. NCBI's taxonomy places the organism in Eukaryota, Metazoa, Chordata, Aves, Passeriformes, Passerellidae. Gene Ontology annotation, molecular function: DNA binding; protein heterodimerization activity; structural constituent of chromatin. The record is from RefSeq and is a predicted model, not a curated record. Gene Ontology annotation, cellular component: nucleosome.